This is a messenger RNA of Zingiber officinale, 813 nucleotides long. Its product is annotated as auxin-responsive protein SAUR61-like. The transcript has 2 exons. The record is from RefSeq and is a predicted model, not a curated record. NCBI's taxonomy places the organism in Eukaryota, Viridiplantae, Streptophyta, Magnoliopsida, Zingiberales, Zingiberaceae. Gene Ontology annotation, biological process: response to auxin. Bases 281 to 700 code for a protein of 139 amino acids.
ACAGAACCCCGACAGAUUCGUAUUGGGCAAGGAAGAAGAGGUCACCGCCGUAGCAACUUCUAAGGAACGGUGGAGCCUACAUGCCUUGAGAUCACUCGAAUCGCCCACCUGCAAGAACGUGGCUUUGCUCCCUAUUGAAAGUGGCAUCUCUCUAUCAUUAGCUUCUCCAUCUUCCUUAUAAGUUGUGGAAGCCUCUAAUGAUUCCAAACGCAUUCAGAGCUUCAGCAACGUUUAGUGAGUUUUGUAGAGAAGGCAAUUGCCCCUGUUCAAUCAAUUAGGCAUGUUGAGUCCCAAGAGACUUGUCGAGAAGGCCAAGAAGAGGCUCCCCAUGGCCUUGAUUAGAGCCAACAGCAGUUCCAAUUCCUGUCAUGGCACUGCAGUGGUUGCUGAAAAGGGCCAUUUUGUGGUGUACACUGUGGAUGACACGAGGUUCAUGCUGCCUCUGGCAUUGUUGAAGAGCAAGAUUGUCCAAGAGCUGCUCAAGUCGUCAGAAGAAGAGUUUGGACUGCCCGGCGAUGGCCCGAUCAAAUUGGCAUGCACUGGAGUUUUCAUUGAGUUCAUCCUCUCCUUCCUCCAUAGGCAUGUGCCCGGAGAUGUGGAGAAGGCCUUGCUUGCUUCCAUUGAUGCCAACCGAUGCUCAGCUUCUUUGUUGAAUCAUCUUGGAAAAGAUCAGUAUUAUCAUUCAGUAGCAUUGACAUAGAUACCGGAUCUUCUAUUAUUUUUUUCCAAAGCUAAAUAUGUUAAUACACUUAGUUUAAGUAUGUUUUAGUUUGUUCUUUUUUUUUUAUUAUCAAACUUUGGUCAAGCUUACCA